Balaenoptera ricei (Rice's whale) is the source of this 1253-nucleotide messenger RNA. It is a transcript of the gene HORMAD1, whose product is annotated as HORMA domain containing 1. The record is from RefSeq and is a predicted model, not a curated record. The transcript has 14 exons. NCBI's taxonomy places the organism in Eukaryota, Metazoa, Chordata, Mammalia, Artiodactyla, Balaenopteridae. Bases 1 to 1188 code for a protein of 395 amino acids.
AUGGCCACUGCACAAUUGCAGAGAAUCUCCAUGAGUGCGUUGGUAUUUCCCAGUAAGAUGUCAACUGAGCAGCAGUCUUUAAUGUUAGUGAAGAGGCUUCUAGCAGUUUCAAUAUCCUGCAUCACGUAUUUGAGAGGAAUAUUCCCAGAAUGUGCUUAUGGAACAAGAUACCUAGAUGAUCUGUAUGUCAAAAUUCUGAGAGAAGAUAAGAAUUGUCCAGGAUCUACACAGUUAGUGAAGUGGAUGUUAGGAUGCUAUGAUGCUUUACAGAAAAAAUAUCUAAGGAUGGUUGUUCUAGCUGUAUACACUAAUCCAGAAGACCCUCAGACAAUUUCAGAAUGUUACCAGUUUAAAUUCAAGUACACCAGUAAUGGACCAAUCAUGGACUUCAUGAGUAAAAACCAAAUCAGUGAAUCUAGUAUGUCAUCUGCUGACACCAAGAAAGCAAGUAUUCUUCUCAUUCGCAAGAUUUAUGUUCUAAUGCAAAAUCUGGGACCUUUACCUAAUGAUGUUUGUUUGACCAUGAAACUUUUUUACUACGAUGAAGUUACACCCCCAGAUUACCAACCUCCUGGUUUUAAGGAUGGUGAUUGUGAAGGAGUGAUAUUUGAAGGGGAGCCUAUGUACUUAAAUGUGGGAGAAGUCCCAACACCUUUUCACACCUUCAAAGUAAAAGUGACCACUGAGAAAGAACGAAUGGAAAAUAUUGAUUCAGCUAUAUUAUCACUAAAACAAUUAAAAACACCACUUCAAAAAAUUCUCAUGGACAAAGAUGAUUUUGAAGAUGAACAGGAGCAUUACGUAAGUGGUGAUUUUGACAUUGAAACUAAAAGGGAAGAGCAGAAAAAAAACCCUGGAUCUUCUGAACUUGGAGAACCAGGUGUAGUUUGUGAAGAAGAUGAAACUAUGAGGUCUAAAGAAAGUCCAGAUCUUUCAAUUUCUCAUUCUCAGGUUGAGCAGUUAGUCAGUAAAACAUCUGAACUUGAUGUGUCUGAAAGCAAAACAAGAAGUGGAAAAAUCUUUCAGAAUAAAAUGGCUAAUGGAAAUCAACAAGUAAAAUCUUCUAAGGAAAAUCGGAAGAGAAGUCAGCUUAAAUCUGCGAAAACAGUCCUUCAUCACUUUGAUUCUUCUAGUCAAGAGUCAGUGCCAAAAAGAAGAAAGUUUAGUGAACCAAAGAAAAAUACAUAAAAAAAUUUUUUUCUGCAUGUUUGCAAAGUUCUUCACAACAUUUAAAGGACAUUAUAUUACUGUUU